Molecule: messenger RNA, 2335 nt
Organism: Anopheles stephensi (Asian malaria mosquito)
Lineage: Eukaryota; Metazoa; Arthropoda; Insecta; Diptera; Culicidae
Exons: 4
Coding region: 800-1612 (270 amino acids)
Source: RefSeq, a predicted model, not a curated record
ACAUCCAGCGUGUCGGUGUAGUGUGUGGUGAAGUGGCGCUGUGAGAUGAUGACUACAGCGCCGUGAUCUCACCCCUGUUUGCUCAACGCAACGCGUACGUCCGGUGGCCGGAGUGUACCGUCUGCCCACCUCCAGUGUGUGGUUGGAUGGAGGUGUGCAAAGAACGGCAAUGAAGACGGCAUCGCAAUAAUGGAUCGUUCAAUGCUGUGCGUACCUUUCUACCUCAUCGAGCGCGAUCCGUCGAACUAACCUCAAAAAGGCUGUCCCAACAUGGUGUACCGUACUGGCACGGCGGAUGGUAGUGGCUGGUAGUGUUCAUUGGUGGUUUCUGUUUGUUUUUUCGCAACUUUGUGGUAAAAUUCGUAACAUGUGAAGUAACUUGGCCUAGUGGUAAACAACAACUAGCGCGCUAAUACGAGGAAGUGGAUAUGAGUGCUGAUUGCAACAGUGACAUGUGUUUUAUUAUUGGCUUAAGCAUCCGCAAGGGCGUGUUAUCAUCAUCGCCGACACCUCGAUGUGUCGGUGCGGGCUAGUGGUACAUCCAGUGGUACAAUUACACGCUCGCACCAAUCCCACACAGAGUACAAUAAUAGUGCAACUGUCAAGCGACGUGUAAUAUGGUUUAUUGCCUAGCAGUGUAUCAAGCAAGUGUUGGUGGAGAGUUUUAAGGGUGGACAACUGUACCACCCAUACGAUCAACUUGCUGCAACAGAGAGUCAUGCUUCCGGUCAACGGUUUGCUACACACACACUGAUCACAUCCGCUGCCGUCCGUAAACUUGACCAUCAGACAUCGUUAAAUGGAUACGAUGAACACAACAGAAGAUCGUCUUCCGAAGCUAGAGUUCACCCUCUCGGUGGACGAAGAAAAUGCUCUGACACUGUACGAGGAGCUCGAGCAGACGGACAUCAAUCCGACCAAUCUCAACGUAAACUGUUGCUGUGGGCUGCUGCGUACCUCGCCCUUCCACCAGCCAAAGUCUUCCUCGAGCCCCACCGGUCGCCUUCAGGUGGAUCCGCUACGACACGAAGACGGUGCACAAAACGGACAUCAUGGCCACCAUCAUCACCAUACGGAGGAUACGGGCCAUGACUUCCACAUUUCCACCGGUUCCUGCGAGGAGUACGAUUGUGACAACACAGUCUCCGAUAGGUGGCGCCAAAACGUGACACGUCGCAACGAACGGUACCGGACGUUUGGGUUGCUAGAGUCCAGUAUUCUAAAUAGCUUCCAGCUGCAAAAUUUUCGCCGCAAAACGCCCAGUGUUUUCGAUUCUUCGAGCUCAUCCGGACAGACGAGCUGCAGUUCGACUGCUUCGAGCAUGAUUGAUGACAUCUCGGACAAGAUCGACGAAAUUGGAAAGCUCGACAACAACAUCCAUUCGCUCAUGUACAAAUCGGUUGAGCUGCAUAAUGACAUACUGUCUUUGGAAGCCACCACGAACCGCUUAAUAGCCGAUGCGAAGAAACUCUCAGACGACCUGGACGAUGUACGAUUCCUGGACGAGCUGAUUGCCAUCCUCAACGGAGAUAUAGGUCCUGUGAUACACCGCGAAUGGCCCUACAAAAUCGACACGGACGCCCCAAUAGAGGAAGGCACGCCAGUCACCUAACCCACGGACCCACGGACCCAAUCUCAGUUGCCCUGGUUGUGCUGGAAGCCAUCGCGUCCGGUCAUCGGUACGCCCCAUGAGCCGGUCCUAUUACGCCUUAUUACACCGACGGAUCCUCGUGACCGGUGGUAGCUUUGUGAUGCCGCCGUGGCGAUGGUAAAAGAAAUGCAAACAGCCAACCAAGACUUCAGGCAGAUUUUCAAAUCGAUAGCAUAAGACACACACACACACACAUUUCCUUCUAGCGUGUAUCGACAAGAAACCAAUGUCCGCCCUUGGAUGGAACGCUUAAGCGUCGGCCAAAUGUCCUCGUCCUCGUCCACGACGGUAAUUGGCUUACUGGCGCGGAGGGAACGAGUCGUCGUCCACGGUCAGUUACAGCGCGUCGCGAGCUGUCCAAUAUUCAAUUUAAUGCUUCCGGGAAUGCAGCGCUUUGGUGUGCCCUCGGUGCCGCGUCUUGGCCAGUUCGGCAACUUCUUAGCCAGCAUAAUUGUAGUAGCCUUUGUGAGUGUAAUUUCUAAAAUAGAUCAAAUAGAGCUAACCACGUCCACUCGGUGAGGUCGAUCGUAUCGCAUCCUGUGCUUGUGACGCGUGUUUCGAACCACGCUAACGAGCGUCAUUUACAGUAGAUUAGAAAAUUAUACCUAAGUCAAACUGUUCUGAAUACGUAGCUUGUACAAUAAAUGGCCCAAUUGUGAUACAUAUGAAACGCGCGUACUUUUA